Molecule: messenger RNA, 251 nt
Organism: Acaulospora morrowiae
Lineage: Eukaryota; Fungi; Glomeromycota; Glomeromycetes; Diversisporales; Acaulosporaceae
Source: the annotation of a GenBank genome assembly
CUGGAACUGCUGGAUGCGUGCUAGCAAGAGAAUUGAUUUACAACAUCCCCAACAUUAAUAUUUUGGUAUUAGAAGCCGGUCCACCAGAUACCCAUAUCAAUGAUAUAAUGCGUAUGCCAUGUGCUUAUACUACGGUUUGUCGAUAUAGUGAAACAGACUGGGGCUAUUCUACUGAAGAUCAAAGAAUGCCUAGUACUGUUGAUCCUACUGAAGAAGUAUUAAAUAAAGGUUCUCCUUUUCCACGUGGCAAG